This is a messenger RNA of Suillus subaureus, 2058 nucleotides long. RefSeq lists its product as uncharacterized. Bases 1 to 2058 code for a protein of 685 amino acids. The record is from RefSeq and is a predicted model, not a curated record. The transcript has 4 exons. NCBI's taxonomy places the organism in Eukaryota, Fungi, Basidiomycota, Agaricomycetes, Boletales, Suillaceae.
AUGGAUGUCGACCAUGCACUGAAUAUUCCUGAUGUUGACCUGGAGCUUGAUGGGGCUGGAUUUGGAGACUGGGAUGGGGUAUUUCAGGGUAGAAGUGAUGAGGGUGAUGAUCAAGUCCACGAGGAGGUGACACUGACUGACUCAGACUUCAUCAACUGGCAUCCCAAACCCCCUCAAACAUAUGGCAGGGGUCACACUUUCCUCGACUCAUUUCAUUCUGAUGAGAACAACAUGUAUCACAAAGAAAAUGACUAUUACCCAUUUAGUGGCUGGAAAGAUUGGGAGGUUGCAUUGUGGUUACUGCAUUUGGGGUUGAGCAUGGCAAAGGUCAACAGCUUUCUUUCACUUGAGAUGUCAGCCCUCCCAAGAGGUGCAAUGCUCCUUGGGACAAUUUUGUCAUCUGACAAGACCAAUAUCUCUAUGAUGACCAGUGACAGAGUUGCACAUCCCCUCCUCAUCAGCCUCGCCAAUAUACACAUGUCUACACGACUUAAAUUGUCAUCUAACACCUUUGUUCUUACUGCCCUCCCUGUGCCAAAGUUUAUUCACAAAAAAAAAUCAUUCUUUUGUGAAGCUCAGAAGUUUUGUUUGAAUGGUGUAUCCGACCCUUUCUUUGCGGACUGGAUCCUUUCUGAACCAUCCCAUUUUCUCACUCCUGAAACUCUCCACCACAUUCAUCGGGAGUUUUAUGAUCAUGAUGUGAAAUGGCUCAUUUGUGCAGUCGGGGAUGUAGAGCUUGAUUUUCGCUUUUCUGUGUUGCAGCCUGUCACGGGGUUUCACCAAUUUCACAGGGGCAUUUCAAAGCUCAAACAGGUCACAGGAUGUGCUCAGCGUGAUAUCCAGCGCUCAAUCAUUGCAGUUAGCGCAGAUGCAGCACCUAGUGCCAUGAUCACUGCCAUCCGAGCUUUGAUGGACUUUCGCUAUCUCAUGCAGUCACCUUGGAUUGACGACAAUGUUCUCAGAUGCAUUUCUGCAGUGCUCAAUGAAUUUCACACCAACAAACACACAAUCAUAGCUGGUGGAUUUCAUCACAGUCAGCAUAAUAGAGUCAUCGAUAACUGGUUUAUCCCGAAGAUUGAGCUUAUGCAGAGUAUAGUUCCAAGUAUUCGAAACAGUGGAGUUAUCAUGCAAUGGACCACUGACACUACAGAACAUGCACACAUCACCGAAAUCAAAGAUCCCACACACUCAAGCAACAAUAACAAUUACAAUUCACAAAUCUGUUGUCAUCUGGACCGCGCUGAUAAAUGUUGUUGCUUCAACCUCGCAACAAGUCUGCUGGAAAACAUCCCAGGCUCAAAUCAGCGGACUACAGAUCAUGGUGAUUCUGAUUCUGAUGAUGUCAACUUCAAUGUUGACAAUGAUGACAAUGAUGACAUCCCAGCAGAACUUCUUGCGACCAUCACAUCUCCUGGCCAUUCAUGCCCCAUCACCAAUCACUUUGCAAUUGCAAAGCUCCUCCAGGACAGGGAGGUGGGGACAGUUCCUGUGCCAUUGUGCUCAUUCUCUGUUGGACAUACAUCAUUUCAUCUUGCCCAUGUCCCAUCCAUUAGAUCCAUUUCUGUUGACGACACAGCUCUCAAGUUUGAUGUUCCAGACCUGCAACCAGCCAUUGCUGACUUUCUUAGUUGCGAAGCUGCUCAUGGGCAGGAUUAUGUUCAUACUAUUGGGGGGGCUAGGAGAGCUAAACCCACCACUUCACUUUCAUUCAAAAAGCUCCAAGUCUGGUUCAAGUUUCGAUUGCAGGAUACAGAUCUUCAUGAUAUUAGUGUUGUGCGGCCUGCUCAGACCCUGAAUUGUUCACCACAUUCUGGUGUCUGGACUUGUGGCUGGUAUGAUCCGGUCAUUGUAAACAACAAUGCGAGAUGCUCAUGGCCUGCCGAUGGUCUUCAUGGGCACACCAUUGGUGAAAUUAGGCUGAUUCUGUGUCCUGUUGGAAAAGCUGGCACAUAUUGGUCAUGGAAGGACCACUUCCUCACCUACAUCUAUCGCUUUGACAUCAUUCCACAAGGUGGAAGUAAUCGUGAACUGAGUACUCAACUGCACAUACUUAAAUGA